UAGGGAAUGAAUCAGUUGCGAGUAGGUACACGACACGAUCUUCUUUCAUGCUGAUCGACAAUAAAUGAUGAAUGUGAUUGUUUCCGGAGAGGCAGUCGGAUGGUUUCCGAGGAGCCUUAUUCUUUCCUCACCUACCCACUUACCAACCUACUAUGCUACUAUCUAUCUUCUGCAGUAUCACAACCCAGUCAUCCCACCACCACCUCCCCACACAUCCCACCGCAUCACCCUCCACUCCCUCACGCAUGCACAUACACCCAGACGCAACGCAAGAGCUAUCAAGCAAAGACAAGAAAGACGUGGGGGGAGGCGAGUGGGGACCAACCAAAAGCAAAACAGCAAACCAUCCUAUUGUUCCUCCCUCCUGCAGCAGAGACCUGCGCCCACCAUCCCAAAUAAUGAUCUGUCAAACAGGACUAUUGUCUAUGCGCCGCAGAACUGUGGGUCCUCGGACAACAACAAUCACCGGAAACUACUAGGUUGUUUGGUGACUAGAUAGGACCGGACGGACUAUGUCUGAUUGCGCAGCCUUUAUUCGUCCUACCGAUCGAGGGACCGACUUACC
Molecule: messenger RNA, 565 nt
Organism: Aspergillus homomorphus CBS 101889
Lineage: Eukaryota; Fungi; Ascomycota; Eurotiomycetes; Eurotiales; Aspergillaceae
Exons: 2
Coding region: 65-499 (144 amino acids)
Source: RefSeq, a predicted model, not a curated record